ACCUUAAGACCCCCCUUGACUUAACAUUCCCUCUACGCCCACACAUAUACACCCCUAAUCAGGCAUCAUGUCCCACCUCACCUACUACAACUACGACGGCGUCGGCAAGCGCAACCAACAAACCUUCAAAUACAGCCAGGCCGUCCGCAUCGGCGACCGCAUCGAAUGUUCCGGCCAGGGCGGCUGGGUCCCCCAGACCGGCGAGAUCCACCGCGAGAUCAACGCGCAGAUCGACCAGGCCUUCGCGAACGUGGACCUGAACCUGAAGACCGCCGGCGGGAAGGGCUGGAGCCAGGUGUUCCGGGUGAAUUCGUAUCACGUGCCCAUCAACAACGAGGCGCUGGACGCCAUGGUCCGGAACUUCAAGAAGUGGAUGCCCGACCACGAGCCCCUGUGGACCUGCGUUGGGGUCACGCGGCUGGGCGAGGAUGAUAUGCGCGUUGAGAUUGAGGUUGUUGCGCAUGAUCCGAAAUAGGUUCUGGAGGGGAUUAGGGGCGACGGGCAAGAUGAGGGCAGAGGAUGGAGUGUGUAAGUAACUGGUUGAGAUGCUUUGUGAUUUGAUUCAGCGUGAUGGUGGAGACGAAAAAGCGAAAACAAGGGGGUGCUUGGUGCUUACAUCUGCAUAAUGAACGGAUGAGGAUUGAUGAGACUGUUAUUCCAGUAUAAGAAGAUCGGUGCAAUGGAUCAAUG
Messenger RNA from Aspergillus aculeatinus CBS 121060, 690 nucleotides. RefSeq names its product RidA family protein. Gene Ontology annotation, cellular component: cytosol. Bases 68 to 475 code for a protein of 135 amino acids. The record is from RefSeq and is a predicted model, not a curated record. Gene Ontology annotation, molecular function: deaminase activity. NCBI's taxonomy places the organism in Eukaryota, Fungi, Ascomycota, Eurotiomycetes, Eurotiales, Aspergillaceae. The transcript has 2 exons.